AAACAUCAAAGAAUCGCGAGCGAAACAGCCAGCGUUCAGUGUAUUUACUACUUUGAAGGAAGAUACCGUCGGCCAACUAGGAACCCCGUCGAUCCCAUUCCAAACUGUAUCCAUUGUAUUAAACUGGCAUUUCUACCUCUUUUUAACAAACAUUUUAAGCUUGGACGACGCAUGUUUUAUUUGCUGUGGAUUGUGGAACUCUGACAUGAAACAUCAUGGAGUACGCUAUAAGCAGUUUGGAAGGUUCGAAAAUGAUACAUAAUGACGACAAAAGAUCGACAGAAGAUGACAAUAUCAACCUGUUGCGGUGUCCGAGUACCAACGAGGAAAGGCAAGAAUUGGCGGACGGAAUGUUUCACCUAAGGCAAUUGAUGCUUGAUGCAAAAUUCAUAACCGAUACGGUGAGCGUAAAGAUAAGCAAACGCUCGGUACUGAUAGGGAGAGAAAUGUUUAAACGAUUCAUGGACAUGUUCGGGGACAUCGAGGAUCAAGAAGUAAUGGAAUUCGAGGAAGACAGCGUUGAAACGAAGCCGAAAAUUAUGCAAAAUAUUAAUGCUCCUUUGGCAGGUAACACCGAAGAAAAAGUAACGCGCAAUAAAAUACCAUUCGACGUGAAAGCAAGAGCUGUCGAAUUGGCGCAGUUGCAUCCAAGAUGGUCUAUCAACACGUUGCGCAAACGAUCGACACGUCUAUUGAAGGAUAGAUCACAAUUGGCGCGAUGGAAAAUACACAUUGAAAGAGGUGGGACGCGAUACGAUAAAUUAGCAGUCAUAAAUAAGAAUGUUUACGAUCGUUUUGUCGAGGCAAAAAAUCACAGAAAAGUUACAGUCACUACCGGCGUGCUGAAAGAAUGGGCAAUGGCUGCUGCUAUGCAAUAUCUCGAUGGAAAUUUCGAUUUCAAAGCGUCGGACGGUUGGGUGAGGGAUUUCAAAAGAACACACGGCAUAAUAUCCUAGUAGCGCACUGCCAAAAAUGCGCCAGACACUCCACACCAGCAACAUUUCAAGAACUAAAUAACACUGCACUGAAUUAAUAUAAUCAAGCUAUUCAAUAAAAUGAAGAAAAAAUACUGUGUUUACAGAGACAGUAGUUCUUUUCUACACCAUUCUCAAGUGCAGACUCCCACCUUGGAGCAUGUGUGCAGGUAGUUAUCGUGAAAUUUAUACCCCACUGAUAGAAACUUUGUUAUCAUCACUGGAAGUGCAGUAGGUAAUAAUUUGACCUUUAGUUUGUCAGAUAUGCAUGGUCCGUUUAAAAGUGAAACAACUUUAGAGAAUUCUUUUUUGACGAGCCAAACACAGUUGUAGAUCUUAACGAAAUGAGAAAGAUGCAGCAUUAAAAAUUCAGGGAUAAUAUUUAUUCAGCGCUCUUUAAUAGUGCCACGGGAUAUUAAAUACUUUUCUUGAUUUUCUAAUCUUGUAAGAAUUGUGACUAAGAUCUGUUGUAAACAAAUAAUUAUUAUACUCGUACUAGGUCAGUUGUUUAUGUAAAUACAUGAGAGGUAAGAGAAAAAAUAAUAUUGAUAAUAAAAUUACUUUUAUCACAAAUCAGGACUUGAUAAU
Messenger RNA from Diprion similis, 1562 nucleotides. RefSeq lists its product as uncharacterized. The record is from RefSeq and is a predicted model, not a curated record. The transcript has a single exon. The coding region runs from base 216 to 956 and encodes 246 amino acids. Lineage: Eukaryota; Metazoa; Arthropoda; Insecta; Hymenoptera; Diprionidae.